Vicia faba (fava bean) is the source of this 456-nucleotide messenger RNA. The record is from the annotation of a GenBank genome assembly. Lineage: Eukaryota; Viridiplantae; Streptophyta; Magnoliopsida; Fabales; Fabaceae.
AUGUUCUGGGAUAAUAAAGGUGUUUACUAUUUUCUUGAUAACACUGGUGGGUAUGUGUAUGGGGGAAAUAUUGAAGUUCCAAAAGGAUUUUUGGAUAAAAGGAAGAAAUUAACACCUACUCCUGAUCAUAUUGGAACAUUAUCAUCUUGGCCUUCUCCGUCAUCUGAUGGUUUAUUGUCUGUUAGUGCUAAAGGCUACUUUGAUGAGUGGUUUAGCAAUAUUCUUGUUGAUUCUCAAGUCAGAGCGUCUCGCAUCCAUGCUCACAUUGAUGUGCAAAGUAGGGAAGCCAAUGAAAGUGAAGAGAAAAUAAGAGAGGAAGAAAAAUCAAGCAAAGAGAAGAUUCAAACUGGGAUAUUUAUUGUGGAAGGUGUCUUAGAUCAUCUUCAAGAUUCAACUCUUAUGUUCAACCUUAAUAAAAAUGAUGUUGCGCCUGCUCCUUCUUCUAAUAUACCUUAG